AUGUUGCGUUUGCAACUUGUUCUUAGAGAGAUUAAGCGUUCUCAAGGUGACCAAAUCAGAGUCCGCCUACCAAUAACCAUCCACCAUCUGAAGCUUUUCCGACUACUACUUGCAAUUUCCAAUACCAACAAUUUUGAUUCUCAGAUGAUAUGGGCGGCUAUGACAUUAGCCUUCUUCGGUUUUCUUCGUCUUGGCGAGUUAACAUGCAACUCCAAAUUCAAUAAAGAUGUACAUCUUACCCAUGAUAGCAUCUUUUUUCCACCUCGAAUUGGUACAAAAGGCCCACAAUUCAUGACUGUUCGCAUCAAAGAGUCUAAGACAGACCCAUUUCGCUUGGGUCACACAAUAACCGUUGGCGCAACCAACUCUGAAACUUGCCCUGUACAGGCCUUAAAAAAUUACAUCUCUCUACGUCCCCCCACAAUUGGUCCACUGUUUAUCCAUGCCUCAGGAAAACCUCUAACCAAGCAAGUUUUAACCACUGAAACUCGUAAGCUUCUCGCUCUGUCUGGUUUUAAUGCUUCAAAUUAUGCUGGUCAUAGCUAUAGAAUAGGGGCUGCAACAACUGCAGCAGAAGCAAAGUUACCUUCGUGGCUUAUUAAAACAUUGGGAAGAUGGUCUUCGGACUGUUACGAACGUUACAUUAAAACACCUGUAUCUACCUUAUCAGGAGUAUCAGCCAUGCUGGCCAACACAUCCAAAUUUUAA
Paramuricea clavata is the source of this 708-nucleotide messenger RNA. Lineage: Eukaryota; Metazoa; Cnidaria; Anthozoa; Malacalcyonacea; Plexauridae. The record is from the annotation of a GenBank genome assembly.